GUGAAUUGUCAAAAGAAACGCCGGUUUUUGUUUAUUGUGUAAAAUAUUUGUAAAAGUCUAUUUAUUUUAUAAAAAAAUCACCACAAGUCAAUGAAAAUGGAUAAAAGUCUGCAUCAACAACUAUAUUCAGGUAUGGCGCGACAUUCUUUGGGAGGCGCUGGCACCGGUAUGCGUCCCAGACAAAGUUCUGCUAAUUCAUUUAGCAAUGCGGGGCGCAAAUCUUUGGGUGGUGCAGCCCUGAGCUACGCAGCUGGAGGUUUAAAGAAGUCUGCUGGUGGUGGAGGCAGUAUUGGUCAGAGUCGUUACAGUGUCUCCGGCCGUUCGAAUCAGUCGUUCAUGGGCAUACGUUCCGAUUUCAAUUUAGUUGAAAGCUAUGGCUUGCAAUUACCAGUUUUGGUUAAUGAAGCUUUAACAUUUAGCGAGAAAAAUCAAAGCGUUUCAGUACGUUGUUCAGAAAAUGGCUGGGCCUGGGUUGUGCACGGCCGCCGUCUCUUGGUUUGGCAAUAUAAGGAUGUACGCAACUCUGGCACUGGUAACUCACCACCGAAAAGUGCCAAAGAUCUAUUGGCUCGCAGUCAUCAACGAAGAGGUGGCGCCAUGGCCCAGUGCCGUGAGUUGACACUGCCACAUUGUGACAUUGGCCACAAAGCUUCCUUGGUCAGUGUUUUCCUCAGUGAAAGUCAACAAAUGGCUUCGUGUGUUGCUGUUUCACCCACCGGUGAUGUACGCUAUUGGCCUUCAAUAGCCCACGAUGGCAGUUCGGUUGAUUUAACAAAUAUUCUUGAUGGCCAAGAAUUCGAUUACAUGUUAACAUUGCCACAACAGCAAAUGCCCCUAAGUUAUUUACUAGUGACAACCACCUGUAGCAUGGUUUUGCUGCAACUGCAAUUACAAAACGGUCGCCAUGUGUUACAGCAUAAAACGAUACGUCAACCUUCUGGCUUUUUGGGUGGUUUUGGUAAAAAGUUUGCCUCAAUUAUAAUUGGCAUGAAUAGUGCCAAUGAUAAGGAAAAUAAAUUUGUAGCUGUUGCUUGUGAUCCUCAAGAUUCGGGUGAUCGGGAUGCAGUUGUGUCAGUAUUAGCUGAUCGUUGGAUACAGCGCUGGCGCUUAAAUCAUUCUGGCAGCAAUGAGCAAAUGUUAUUUGAAGAUUCCGAAAUUAUACGUAAAAUACGCGAAGAAUUUCAACAGAAAUUUUGGAAUGUACGAGACAGUAUAAACUUUGAUUUGCAGCUGCUCGAUAUGCAUAUAUUUGAGGGCAAAACCUACAUAUUGGCGGGAGCUGUAAAUACGACACUAACUCCGCAAAUGUAUUAUGCCAUGAGCGUUUUAUCUACCACCAAUGAAGGCAUGCGUUUAGUAAGUUUUACUCCCUUCAAAUUUUCACAUUUCUAUAGUGUGGCCACGGAAAAUGAAUGCCUGUCACUGCGUUUCGUUAUUUGUCGCACACACAUCUAUAUUUUCAAUGAUAAGGUAGUCUAUCCUCUGCCCCUGGCCAAUAUACAAAUUGGUGAAAUUGAUGCGGAAAAAAUAGAAUUUCAUUUGCAAGAUGAUCGUAUAUUAAGUGCUGCUGUUUGUGGCAAUAUACCAUUAAUAUUUAGUCGUACUCAUGGUUUAGUCUCUAUUACUCCCGGUGAUUUUGAUAGUUCGGAUAUAAUGAAUGCUUCUUGCACUACGCCCGAAGUGUUUUCUCCUAUGGCCGAUAAUACGCUCAGGGAACAAAGUGUUUUGUCCUCUUCCAUGAGUAAUAUAAAUGAACAGAAUUUGUAUAUGUAUGAAUUGGAUCCAGAUUCAAUAUAUUCAGAAUUUAAAGAUGAAGUUAGUCAGUUGAAGGCAGCUUUUAUAUAUCGUUUGAAACGUAACACUACAAUGUGUAAUAGCAUCUUGAAUGAUUUGCUAAGGAAUGCUACAGAACCAACAACUACCGGAGAAGCAGCUCAAUUGGAUAAAAUUGUUAUUACUAUUGCUGAAGAUUUGGCUGAAGAUAUACCGGCCACAGAUCCUCGUUGGGAACAAUUAUGGGAAGAGCCCAAUUUCCAAAAGUAUGCUUUGGGCAGCUCAUCUUCUUUGCAAAUCAUAACACAGCUAAAGGAGAAAAAUUUGGCUUUAAGGCAUUUUGUAGAAUUUUUACAUGCUACUGGCAUCUGGGAGAAGCUAAGUUCUAUACCCAGUGCCGGCGGCAAUAUCUUAAAACCCACCAGUUUUGUUAUAUCCGAUAUAAAUGAGAGAAUCAUAGCAGCCAUUGCCUUAAGAAGUAUACAAAACAAAUUCAACAAACUCAUUGAUGAAGCCGUUAAUUUGCUGGUACAACGUUGGCAAGAACGUCCCCAGGGCAGUUUAACCGCCCAAGACUUGUUCUACGUACGCCUUUGCAAAUUUCAAGAUAUUUUCCAAUCGUUUUGUGAUCUGGCCGACAAUCGCAUCGAAAAUCAACAUCAAUCUUCCAAUUUAGCUUCAUUUAUAUCCGACAUCAAUACUGUUGUUCUACAUGUUAUAACAGAAGUUAUUAACUUUCGUGAACAGAAUUCGACAAUUUAUUCAUUGCCUGCCGAAAAGUUGGAUUCUUUUGAGUACUUGCCAUGGACUGCCAUGUCCGGUAAUAUUGGUUUAAGAGAUUCUCUCUCACAUCUUGUAAAUAUUUCGGUUAAAUAUGGUGCACAUGGUACUAGUGAUCCCGAUUUGAGACAGAGAAUAUAUCAACAAAUUUUGGAAUUAAUCGAUUUUAUAUUGGAUGGCCGUAAACAUUAUUUGGAUAGUGUGCGGGAUACCGAAAAAUUCAAUGUAUUGCAGCAGCAAUUUGAGUCACAAAGAAGGGAUUUGAUAUCGAUAUUGAUUGAUAACAACCAAUAUGAAGCCGCUGCCAAAUUAGCUGAAAAAUAUCUCGACUUCCAAAGUCUUGUUCUACUCUGUGAUGUUACCAAUAAUCAGGAACGUCUGGAUUCAUACAUAAAAAAAUACGAAGAAUAUGAUUUUUCACAGUUUGCCAUCAAUUGGCAUUUAAGACAGAAUAGACAAGGUGAGGUAUUCGAACGUUUUAAAGGCAAUCAAGCCGCUUUAUCACAAUUUAUGCGUGAUCAUCCAACACUGGGUUGGAUACAACUCGUAUUUAAUGGUGAUUUUGAAAGAGCCUCUAAAAUACUGUUCCAAUUGGCUCAAAGUGAAACAGAAUUUGUGCAAAGAAAGAAGUCCAUGUUAUCUUUGGCCAAACUAUCAGCAUUUGCUUCUUCGGGUUCUGAUUUAUCAUUACAAUUAGAAACCAUAAAUGCUGAAUUAAAUAUUGUCGAUUAUCAAGAGCAAUUAAGUGAAUAUUUAUUGUUGGCUUUUGGUUAUGAUGUGGAGCAUCAAAAAGUCUUGAAAAUUGAGGAAAUUAUAAAUUUAUUUAUUGCUGAGGAGAAUGACACCGCCACAGAAUUUGAUUUCCGCAAGGCUUUGGAACUAUUAAAUUAUCUCGAAGAUCCCUUUGAGGCAAGACACAAAAUAUGGUGUGCAGCUAUUUUAAGGGACAAUUGGAAGGAAUAUGAUACAAAUUCAGCCGUGGAUUAUAUACAGAAUUUGUUAUUCUUUAAACUUAUAGAAUUGUGCCAUUUGAUGGAUGGUGACUUUGAAAGUUUUCUACCGCCCAUGGAAGAGUUUAUCAGCAGCACAGAUUUAGAAGAUUUAGUUAGUAAUAAAUCAUUUCAAUAUCUUCUUAAACUUACGUACGAAUAUAUAAAUGAUGCCUAUAAGAAGAGCGAUGAUAUGAUGGAAAUGUAAAACCUCAAUUAGUUUGUUUAAGUAUUUAGUGUCUAAAUAAAAAUUGCAUUUUUUUUGUUAUAAAAUUCUAA
Molecule: messenger RNA, 3821 nt
Organism: Calliphora vicina (urban bluebottle blowfly)
Lineage: Eukaryota; Metazoa; Arthropoda; Insecta; Diptera; Calliphoridae
Gene: Nup133
Product: nuclear pore complex protein Nup133
Exons: 12
Coding region: 91-3750 (1219 amino acids)
Biological process (GO): protein import into nucleus; poly(A)+ mRNA export from nucleus; transcription-dependent tethering of RNA polymerase II gene DNA at nuclear periphery
Cellular component (GO): nuclear pore outer ring
Molecular function (GO): structural constituent of nuclear pore; protein binding
Source: RefSeq, a predicted model, not a curated record